GCCAUAGGAUCUCGACCGCCUUCGCGCCCGCCGCCUCCGAACGGCCACCUCCCGUCGGGGGCGUUUAUUCGUCGCGCUUUGUGAUUGAAAUUCAUCCAAUCGCGGAGCUGAGCGCCUCUGUCGUCCUUCGCCUCCUUUGGCUCCGGCACCGCCCUCCACCGUCGUAACCCUUAACUAAUCUCGCCAUCGCGGUGUCUGCCUACCCUCGCCGUCUUCUUCUCGCCUUUUCGCCGCCGGCCACCGCCCACCCAGAAUCGUACCCUGCCCAGCGGCCCUCUGCCGAUCGAACCAUUGCCCGCACCCGUCCUCCGCCGCCCCCCGGUCCCCUCCUCUUCUGUAACAGGAGGCGGUCCCGCUUCCCGCUCACCUCCACGCGCGUGGCGGUCCUCCGCGCCGGCUGGCCGGCCCACCUCAGCCAACGCCCAACGCCUGUAUAAAGGGCAGGAAAAAAAAUCGACUCCCACACGGAGUCGAAGCUACCAAUUCCCUCCCAGCGCGCGACACCCAAAAGGGCGGGAAAAUUUUCCGCGCACCCGCGCUGCCUUCCCCUGUAUAAAUUCCCCAAUCGCCUCCGCCAUUCUUUCCGGUUCCCCAUUCCCCCAUUCCUCAGUCACCCCCGCCGCCACCGAUCCACCACCGCCUCCAGGCAAAUGGGCUGCAAGGGCAGGAAGGCUAGGGUUUCCCGCGACGCCGACGCCGACGCCGACGGCAGCGAGGAGGAGGGGGCCGCCGCUCCGGCCGCCACCGGGAGCAAGAGCCUCUACGAGAUCUUAGGGGUUGAGAAGACUGCUUCACAACAAGAAAUAAAGAAGGCAUAUUACAAAUUAGCUCUUCGGCUUCACCCAGAUAAGAAUCCUGGUGAUGAGGAAGCCAAAGAAAAGUUUCAGCAGCUGCAGAAGGUGAUUUCCAUUCUUGGAGAUGCAGAAAAGAGGGCGUUAUAUGAUGAGACAGGCAUUGCUGAUGAUGAUGCACUGGUUGGAGAAGCUGCAGACAAUCUCCAGGAGUACUUCAGAACAAUGUACAAGAAGGUCACUGAGGCUGACAUUGAAGAAUUUGAAGCUAAAUAUAGAGGAUCAGAUUCUGAGAAAAAGGACCUGAAGGAUCUUUAUACAAAAUACAAGGGCAACAUGAACAGGCUUUUCUGCUCAAUGAUUUGCUCAGAACCAAAGCUUGACUCCCACCGUUUCAAGGAUAUAAUCGAUGAGGCAAUUGCUGAAGGUGAGCUGAAAUCAACUAAAGCAUAUGAGAAAUGGGCUAAAAAGAUCUCCGAGAUGGAGCCACCAACAAAUCCGUUAGAGAGGAGAGUCAAGAAAAAGAGGAAAACUGAGGAGAACAAUCUGGUCCUAGCCAUCUCGCAGCGUAGGAUGGAGCGUAAAAACCAGUUCAACUCCAUCCUCUCAUCCAUCAUGUCCAAGUGCGACCCCAAGGCGAGCAGCUCGGAGCCCACAGAAGAGGAGUUUGAGCAGGCGCGGCAGAGGCUGGAGAGCAAGAGGGCCAAGAAACGCAAAUGAUGCUGCUGCCAGUCUCCUUGCCCUGUGCGGCUGUGCGGCCAACAUCUGGUUGUAGCAUCAGGAUGUAGCCAAACUGAUUGCAAAAUACUAGGGUAGAUUACCAUCUGGGUUUCUUUUCUUCGUCUGAGCUAGUGCAGUAGGUUUGUAUGUUUAUCGCCAUUGCCGGGAGGGAAGCUUAGCUGGAAUCUGAAAGUCCGAAUUUCGUAGCAUCUGCAACUGGAUUGGUUAUUUUUGUACUGAGCUGCGUGCAAGUCAUCUGCUGAAUGUCAUGCUUGACUCUGACAACUUGGCCCCACAUGGUCGCCUCAAUGAACAGCAAUUGUGAG
This is a messenger RNA of Panicum virgatum (switchgrass), 1837 nucleotides long. RefSeq names its product chaperone protein dnaJ 6-like. Bases 651 to 1511 code for a protein of 286 amino acids. NCBI's taxonomy places the organism in Eukaryota, Viridiplantae, Streptophyta, Magnoliopsida, Poales, Poaceae. The transcript has 8 exons. The record is from RefSeq and is a predicted model, not a curated record.